This is a messenger RNA of Diplodia corticola, 1071 nucleotides long. Its product is annotated as thioredoxin reductase. The transcript has 5 exons. Gene Ontology annotation, cellular component: cytoplasm. The record is from RefSeq and is a predicted model, not a curated record. Gene Ontology annotation, biological process: removal of superoxide radicals. The coding region runs from base 1 to 1071 and encodes 356 amino acids. Gene Ontology annotation, molecular function: thioredoxin-disulfide reductase (NADPH) activity. NCBI's taxonomy places the organism in Eukaryota, Fungi, Ascomycota, Dothideomycetes, Botryosphaeriales, Botryosphaeriaceae.
AUGCAUUCAAAGCUUGUCAUCAUCGGUUCUGGCCCUGCUGGCCACACCGCAGCCAUCUAUGCUGCGCGCGCCGAUCUGAAGCCUGUCAUGUAUGAGGGCUUCCUUGCGCUCGGCAUUGCCGCUGGUGGCCAGUUGACCACCACCGACGAGGUCGAGAACUACCCCGGCUUCAAGUUCAUCCAGGGUGCUACUCUUAUGGACCAAAUGCGCGCCCAGUCUGAAGCCUGCGGCACCGAGAUCAUCUCGCAGACCGUCGGCAAGGUCGAUCUGAGCCAGCGUCCUUUCAAGUACUGGCUCCACCCCAUGGGCGACGAUGAUACCCUCGAGGAAGAGACCCACACUGCGGACACCAUCAUCAUUGCUACUGGCGCCAAGGCAAGGAGGCUGGAUCUACCUGGCGAGGAGAAAUUCUGGGGCAAUGGCGUCAGCGCCUGCGCUGUCUGCGAUGGCUCUGCUCCGAUUUUCCGCAACAAGCCCCUUGUCGUCAUCGGCGGCGGUGACUCGGCCGUUGAGGAGGCCAUCUAUCUCACGAAGAAGGCCUCAAAGGUCUACGUUCUCGUGCGCCGCGAUGUCCUGCGUGCGUCGAAGUCCAACGCGAAGAGACUCGAGAGCAACCCCAAGGUUGAGAUCAAGUACAACACUGGCGGUGUCGAAAUCAAGGGCGAGGAGAAGGCCGGCGGUCUCAUGACUCAUCUUGUCGUCAAGAACAACAAGACCAACGAGACGGAGACGCUGGAGGCCAAUGGUCUCUUCUACGCUGUUGGCCACGACCCUGCCACUGCCCUGUUCAAGGGCCAGCUGGACAUGGACGAGGACGGCUACCUGAUCACUGAGCCUGGCCGUGGCCUCACCAACGUUCCCGGUGUCUUCGCUGCCGGUGACGUCCAGGACAAGCGCUACAGGCAGGCCAUCACCAGCGCCGGUGCCGGCUGCGUUGCGGCGCUCGAGGCGGAGAAGUUCAUCGUGGAGCACGAGGACGGGCCCGAGAACCCUCUGGAGGCCGAGUCGGAGACCAAGAAAUCCCAGGCCAACGGCGUCGUUCCCGAGUACCGCUCGAACCCUACUCUCUAA